Messenger RNA from Alternaria rosae, 4687 nucleotides. RefSeq lists its product as uncharacterized. The coding region runs from base 94 to 4455 and encodes 1453 amino acids. The record is from RefSeq and is a predicted model, not a curated record. Gene Ontology annotation, molecular function: DNA binding. The transcript has a single exon. Gene Ontology annotation, biological process: telomere maintenance. Gene Ontology annotation, cellular component: chromosome, telomeric region. NCBI's taxonomy places the organism in Eukaryota, Fungi, Ascomycota, Dothideomycetes, Pleosporales, Pleosporaceae.
CUCACGAGCGCAAUACCCACUUUCCCACCUAGACAAAUCGCCCUUCUCAAGAUGUCGCAUUCAUAGCACACAUCUGCGCUCUCGCCGCGCAUUAUGGAUCACGCCCACAUUUCAGAGCUCAGUCCAGAGCUGGGCGCGAUCGAAUCGAAGCAGUUCCGAGCAACCGUCACGUUAAUAUGGCCAUAUUCGUCAUCGACGCGACAAUUUGCGCUGCUGCUCGCUGAGCCCGAACUCCGACUACGGCGCAAGAACGGACAAGUUAGAGCGCGCUUUUCUGGCGCCAGCGCGAAGGCCAUUGCGACAGCAGGCGUGGGCAUUGGCGAUGAGGUGGUUCUGAGCCUACGAGGCGCCGAGUUUGUUAAGGAAGGCGCCGUCAGCACACCAGGCAAGAGCAUUGAGUGGGAGCUAUCAUACACACAGACAGUAGUGAUCCGGGUCUAUCGAAGUGGCAGCGAAACAGCAAGUCUCGAACUCGUCGAUGCCGCACCCACGCCUGCGCCCGGGUCGCCUGUCCGCCCAGCAGCCCUGACGCCCGCGCGCGAAUUCUCCUCCCCUGCCUUCUUCAAGCGGGCGCGAUUGUCCGACGGGCCCUCCUUCCAAGUACCCUACGAUCCCUUGGCGGACGAGACGGAAGACGGCAAUGACCGAAAGCGACACAGGAAGUCAUACGGGGACUGGAAGGCGUGGACGUACAGCGCGAGGACACCAUCGCCAGAGAAGGAGGACGCGAACAUGGACGAAGAGCUCGAGUCUGUUGAAGUGUCCCCUAGUCGCGCAGGGCAACUUCCACGCACCCCCGUUUCGCCUCAACGAAGAGCCGGACCUCUGCCCGUUCAGGAAGACGAAGAUACGGAGCCUAAUACACCAACUGACGAGGGCGCAGGGGUAGUGGGCGAGUCGCCUGCAGGGCCAACAAAGAACGCCGACUCCUACGAUCUCUACACCGGGCCCGACGAACAUCUACCAUCAGAUGCACAAUAUGCUUUUGGAGGCGACACCGAGAUUGACACCGAAGUCAAUACCGAGGAAGAAGGCAACACGCGUGAUGAGCUCAAUGCUACCAGCACGAGCACCACCGAGGCAGAUGUCGAAGAGCAAGAAGACGGACCACUUGAGCGCGUCCAAGCGCAUGUGGUUGAUAUGCAGGCGGUCACAGGAAAGGACAAGAUGAGUUCGACUCACGAAGCAAGCUCAGAAUUCGUAGAAUCACAUCUGGGGACUGAACCUGUGCCCGCCGUCGGGGCUGACAAUCACACCAACAACGAGCUUACGAUUGCUAUGCCUCCCCCCGCCUUCCCGUCGGUCGCUGCAGGCUUGUUGACACCCAUCGGUCGAGAGCCUGCAAGUCCCACCCUUGCUCCACAAGACGCUUCCAACCUUCCAUUGCCGUCACCGUUUCCAGGGGAGCAUGAUGCUGAUGCUGCGUCUUACUUUGGCGUUGCUACUACUACCGAACAGCCGGUAGAAGCCGAUGCUACGGAAGACAAAGAAGAAGAUCCGCCAAGUGAAGCGAGCUAUAUCGGCGAGACGUCCUUCUUCAGUUCAAUAGGCUCAUCGAGAGCUUCGGUGUUCCACCCGAACCACGAGUCGGCCUUCACGCCUGUGCGAUUCACAUUCGGUAUGGACGGUGCUGGCUAUUCUCGCCCAAUGGAGCUAUCGUCGCCUCCACCAGAAGCUCGGCCAGUCGAGGAGAAGGCUGAGAAUAUCGACAUUCCAAACUCGCCCGCCGCUCGCGAACAUAGCGAUGACGAUGCGGAAGCAGAACAUAUUUCUCAGUCGCGCCCGAGCACACCGCAGAGUGAUGAUACAGAUGAGGAGGUUGAAAAUCUAAUUACUGCAAAUCCAGAAAUGGUUAGAGACGAAACGGUCGAGCCAGAAGUCGUAGAACUCUCCUCGGAGGACGAAGAAGAAGCCUUGAGUGAGAUCGAGCCGGAUUCAAUGGCAGUAGACUCUACGAUGCAGCCCAACACUUCUCAACAGCCUGAAGAAGACUCCAAUGUUUCGGAUGACAUGCAAUCUGUGACUGGAAGCCUCGAGGACACCCGUGGCCAAGCACUACAUACAGACACACAACGUUCCACGGCUACGUCAGCCAUCGUUGACUUAGGCUCCCCUCCAGACGAUAACAGCGAGAUCGACACCAGGCAUGAUCAGCAGCAGCCUAGCUCUAGUCGAAGACAGUCUCCUUCUCACGACCGGUUCCCAGCCAUGGAUCUUGGUAAUCAUAGUGAGUUUGUAAACCUGGAUUUUGCGACCGCGGACGCACAUGCUCUUGAUAGAUCAGAGGGGCGAACAGUUACUCACACUAAAUCCCAGGAACCGGAGCCUGAGGUUGUACCACGCCCAAUGGAGGAACCGUUUUCACCUGUCGGCGAUCUGCCAGAAUCGACCUUGGAGGCUACUGACGACUACUUGCAAGACGCAUUUCCGAUGGAGCACGCAUCAUUCGGGCAGGAACAUGACCAGAUAGCUACCUUUGAAGAUGACCGUCAAUCAGAUGUCCACAUGGAAACAAUAGAAGAGGCCGCCGUAUUCCAGCCAGACGAAUUCAAUGACCAUUUAGCGCCUGUCAAUACCGCCCAGACAGCUAAUGAGCCUGUAAGCCAACAUCCUGGCAUCGAACCUGAGGAUGCCCACCAGACCGAAAGCAUGAGUCUUGUGCUUGAGCCGCCUGCCAGGAAUACCAGGUCAAAAGCAAAGGCAUCAGCGCCCCUGAAGAAAGAAGAUGCUGCUGUCCCUGAAGUCAACAAACGGUCCAAAAGAUCUGUGAUUUCUCGUGCUCGUUCAGCCGUUUCACCACCCAGAACACGCACUCAUUCUGCCCUCUCUCCUUCACAGGAAUCCAUACAGACGUCUCCUUAUAGUCUUCGCUCGCAAUCGAGAUUGUCGCCAAUGGAAAGCUUGUCAACCGGUGCUAGCAUCGCUCGUCAAGGAGGCUCGCGUAGACAUGCUUCACAAAGAAGCGUAGACUCCAUUCCUGAUAUUGAAGUAUCCCAAACGCAGGAGUAUGACCGCAUUGUUUCGAGCUUCCAGCCGUCGCAGGAGUUGGGUGCCUCGCAAGGCAGAUAUUCCGAUGUCGUUUCCGUCAAAGACUCUGAAGAAGAGAGCGCACGCUCUGAGCAUUCAAUGUCUACUGUGCAUCCCUCAGACAUGGAGUAUAUGCAUCACAGCGACCCUGUCGGCCGUGCUAAUGCUUUUGAUGAUAAGAAUGAUGAAGGCUCUAAGCCGCCGUCAGCAACUGCACCAGAGUUACGGCCUUCAAGGCAGAAAGCCAGAGGGAAGAAGAACGCGCAGCAAAUUGUGGAGAUCAGGAGUAGUAGUCCUGCUCAGCCUGAACCUUCGUACGUUACACAGUCGUUGAUCAGCAGUCCAGGCACGCAAAGACAUGCAACGCGGUCAAAAGACAUAAUGACUCCUAGCCCGCGUAACGUACGAAGAACGAGGAGAAAAGUAUAUGAUCUUCCGGGUGGAGGUAGCCAAGACGUCGGUGAUAUCGACGAGCUCAUGCGCAGCUCACCACCAGUUUCACCUAAGGUUGACCAACGAACGAGACAACAGGGUAAAAGGCCCAUCACCCCGGUUGCAAGCCAGCAGACUGCCAUGGUGUCGCAACCCACCAUCAACGCCCACCAUGAACAAAAUACGCUUUUGACGCCUCAGCUCACGCAAACCACAUCUGCAGGUCUGUGCUCCUUCCAAGCCGACACCGAGGUCGACAUGGAAGCCGUGACUGCCUCAUCAGAGCCCAAGACAACACCAAGUCGCAAACACAGGUCGACUGACGUAACAACCAUCCCCGCAUCUCCAACCUUGAUUGAUCCAUCGUCCGAGGACGCCAACACGAAUACGCCUGAACCACCCUCGGUCGGCCUUUCCACCCCACUAGCUUAUUAUACUCCUCUAAAGGACCUCAUUUACUUCCUCAACCGCUCCUCUGAUUUCCACUCGGCUGCCAAUCCCGACAUACUUGCCCUGGUCACCUCUCCUACUACUCCAAGCGAGAAAGCCAAAAAGGGACCAAAACACUGGUUCACCAGUGUGCAGAUAACGGAUUCUAGCUCCUGGCCCGAGACGACAACGGUACAGAUCUUCCGCGCUUAUCAGAACGCACUUCCAGAGGCGCAGGUUGGCGAUGUGAUCUUACUACGCGCAUUCGCUGUGAAGUCGUUGAAUCGGCAUCCCAUGCUUAUAAGCGCAGAUGAGAGUGCAUGGUGCGUAUGGCGGUGGGGAAAACCUGUCUGGGGUGCGAAAAGAGGUGUGUUUGGUGAAUUGAGAGCAAGAGAAGAGACGAGAGGGCCGGCUGUUGAGAAGGGUGCAGGGGAGUGGCGCGAAGUAGAGAAGUUAAGAGGUUGGUUCAUCGCGAAGGUGGAGACGGAGCUGGCGGAGAAAGAGGAGGCGAGGGUUCGGACGAGGAGUAAGGAUAAGGGGAAGGAGCCGGCGGAUGUAGAUGCAUGAGAACUGUGGGCUUUUGCGCGGCGUUGAGCAACGUCUCAAGGAUGGUAUGGUCAUGGUACCGGCGCAUGUAUAGGGUACACUGGGUGCAUCACGUCCACGUUCUGGGGGACCAUGUUAGCAUGCUCAAUACUGCAUCGCUUUGCAAGUCAUCAAAGCAUUUAGAGAUCAUUCAUGUGUCUCAUUGGUUUCUACCAUAUUCCUUUCAUGCGAUCGUAUCUUCAUAGCCCACACC